AUGUUGUUUGCCUCAUGCAUGGCCUGCAAGCAUUCUGUGCCAAGCUGCAACUCGAGCUGCUCCCAGGGCCAGGCAUGGCCUGCAUGGGGCUCCUCCGCGCCCUCUUCAGAGGCUAGGGCUGCAUCCUUCUCCUCCGAGUCUUCUGACGAUGAGAGGAAGUCGAAGAAGGAGCGUUUGCGCGAGCUUGUGCACAAAUUUACUGCCGAAGCCCUGAAGGGGGUCGACUGUACUGUAGUCGAGCGGAAGACGCUCGGUAGGGUCGAGGCCGUGUACAAAUUGGAUCCGUCUGUCAGCUGGUUGAAGUUUAGCAGCUCGAGUGGAACGCUACUUGCUGCUGUGCAGCUUCCGUGGAUCUCACGACUGACUUCCUUGCAGCACUUGCCUGUAUACGAGCAGGAGGACCUCCUGGGGAAAUCCAGCUCUGACGUCGGUCGCAGCAUCCUCGUGAGCUCCGGAGGAAGUCAUGCCGAUGCUGGUCGUGUUCCGCAAUCCGUCACUCUGGUAAUGAAGGAUGCCAAAGAAAUGGAGCGCUUCCUCACCUGCGUGGAGGUUCUACGACUGUAUGCUGCGAUGGAUGCGCCGAUGUGA
This is a messenger RNA of Symbiodinium sp. CCMP2592, 588 nucleotides long. The record is from the annotation of a GenBank genome assembly. NCBI's taxonomy places the organism in Eukaryota, Dinophyceae, Suessiales, Symbiodiniaceae.